AUUUCUGUUGAGGUGCAACAAGACUUACCUUUUCUUUUGGCUUUUUUCUGUUGAGGGAAAACUAAUCCACAGCCAUGAGCGAAGCGCAACAAGAGGCCCGCUCUUACCUGAGUGAGGAGAUGAUUGCUGAGUUUAAGGCAGCUUUUGACAUGUUUGACACCGAUGGCGGUGGUGACAUCAGCACCAAGGAGUUGGGUACGGUUAUGAGGAUGCUCGGUCAGAACCCCACAAGAGAGGAACUGGAUGAAAUCAUUGAGGAAGUUGAUGAGGAUGGCAGUGGCACCAUUGACUUCGAGGAGUUUUUGGUUAUGAUGGUGAGACAGCUAAAAGAGGACCAGGCUGGCAAGAGUGAGGAAGAGUUGGCAGAGUGUUUCCGUGUGUUUGACAAGAAUGCUGAUGGCUACAUUGACAGAGAGGAGUUUGCACAGAUCAUCCGCAGUACUGGAGAAAGCAUCACAGAAGCUGAAAUUGAUGAGCUCUUGAAAGAUGGAGACAAGAAUGCUGAUGGCAUGCUGGACUUUGACGAAUUCCUGAAGAUGAUGGAAAAUGUGCAGUGAACCAGAGACUGAUGGACAUUCCUUCUUGCCAUAAUUCCUGCUUGCCUUCUCAUCUCACUCACUCAUCUUGAUGAAGCAUAGCCUCUUUUACAGAUGGAGAAGGCCCCUGGUUUAGAACUUGCAAACACUCUUUGAUCUUUCUCAUGAUUAUGAAAACACAUCAAGGACAGUCAGUGACUGUGUGCCCAAAGCAGAAGAGCCAACAUGAGUAGAGAAGUUCACUGGAUGACCACAAGAGGGAGGACAUUGCAAGCCUAGACCACCACUAGCCUAACAGAUUGAAUUUGGUCAAGAUCAGAAAUUUGCCAUCUCAGUCUAGACCUAUGAAAAUACUAACUACUUCCACAAUGCACACCAGCAAAAAAUAAUAAACCAUAAUUGAAUUCAUUAAA
This is a messenger RNA of Anguilla anguilla (European eel), 949 nucleotides long. RefSeq names its product troponin C, skeletal muscle-like. Gene Ontology annotation, cellular component: myosin II complex. The transcript has 6 exons. The record is from RefSeq and is a predicted model, not a curated record. NCBI's taxonomy places the organism in Eukaryota, Metazoa, Chordata, Actinopteri, Anguilliformes, Anguillidae. Gene Ontology annotation, molecular function: calcium ion binding. Bases 75 to 557 code for a protein of 160 amino acids.